AAACUGGAGCUCCCGCCAGCGGCGCCCUGGGCGUCGCCGUCCGAGCACGCGCCGGGCUGCGGGCGGGGACCCGGAGGCGGAGUGCCGCGCAAGGCUGGGCGCACGGCGCGGGUCCGAGGCGUGGGGCGCCGAGGGGGCGGGGCGCCAACUCCGGCUGUAGACGAGCUCCGCUGGGGAAGCGGCGAGGUGGAAAGAGGAGCGCGGCGGCACGCUCCGCGCCUCUGCCAGUGCCGGCCGGUCCUGAGGCGGAACCGAACCCCCCAGCCUCGUCCGCGCAGCCGCGGUCCUCGCCCGACCGCCGGGUCCCCGAGCGCGCCGGGGGAGGCCGAGGGUUUGAGGGUGUCCGUGAGAGUGAAAGGAGACCCGGAGGAAGGACACCCGGGUGCGGACGCCUCUGAGACUUGAACUUCGCCUGUCCGGAGUCUUUACGUUGUGUGCCAGCUGCUGGACGCGCUGUCCUGGAUGUAUCAACACUGCCCAAGGAUGUGAGCAGGGCGCUGGGCUCACUGAUCUGGGAAGCCCCUGGCUCCAGGUGCUGAAACCCACUCAUCUGCCCUGCCCCCAAACCUCUCUCAGCCACUCCACCUGCGGGCAUCGCCAUGGCAGCCCAGAGCAGAAACACUAGUUUCACACACAACUUGAAUCCACCCCAAGACCAUGGCUCCUCGCUUUCCUUCAACUUCAGCUAUGGUGAUUACGACCUCCCUCUGGAUGAGGAUGAGGAUAUGACCAAGACCCGGACCUUCUUCGCAGCCAAGAUCGUCAUCGGCGUGGCCCUGGCAGGCAUCAUGCUGGUCUGUGGCAUUGGCAACUUUAUCUUCAUCGCUGCCCUUGCCCGUUACAAGAAGCUGCGAAACCUCACCAACCUGCUCAUUGCUAACCUGGCCAUCUCCGACUUCCUGGUGGCCAUCAUCUGCUGCCCCUUUGAGAUGGACUACUACGUGGUACGCCAGCUCUCCUGGGAGCACGGCCAUGUGCUCUGUGCCUCUGUCAACUACCUGCGCACCGUCUCCCUCUACGUCUCCACCAAUGCCCUGCUGGCCAUCGCUAUCGACAGAUACCUGGCCAUCGUCCACCCCUUGAAGCCACGGAUGAAUUACCAGACAGCCUCCUUCCUGAUCGUGUUGGUCUGGGUGGUCUCCAUUCUCAUUGCUAUCCCAUCGGCCUACUUCACCACUGAGACCGUCCUCUUUAUCGUCAAGAACCAGGAGAAGAUCUUCUGUGGCCAGAUCUGGCCAGUGGACCAGCAGCUCUACUACAAGUCCUACUUCCUCUUCAUCUUCGGCCUGGAGUUCGUGGGCCCCGUGGUCACCAUGACCCUGUGCUAUGCCAGGAUCUCCCAGGAGCUCUGGUUCAAGGCUGUCCCUGGCUUCCAGACAGAGCAGAUCCGGAAGCGGCUGCGCUGCCGCCGGAAGACGGUGCUGGUCCUCAUGGGCAUCCUCACGGCCUAUGUGCUGUGCUGGGCGCCCUUCUACGGCUUCACCAUCGUGCGCGACUUCUUCCCCGCUGUGUUUGUCAAGGAGAAGCACUACCUCACCGCCUUCUAUGUGGUCGAGUGCAUCGCCAUGAGCAACAGCAUGAUCAAUACCGUGUGCUUCGUGACGGUCAAGAACAACACCAUGAAGUACUUCAAGAAGAUGAUGCUUCUCCACUGGCGUCCCUCCCACCAUGGCAGCAAGUCCAGCGCCGACCUUGACCUCAGAACCAGCGCAGUACCAGCCACCGAAGAGGUGGACUGUAUCCGGCUGAAGUGACCUGCAGUGUUCCGGAAUUCAAACCCUAGCUCCAGUACUUAGAGCAUCACACACCAUCAACCAAGUUAGAGGCUGCAUGGCAAGGGGCAGUUAUGUCCACAUCUUCCUGCCCUCCAGGAGCUGGAUGCUUCUAAGUCAUGACAAACAAUGAGUCCAGACACCAACUACCCCAGCUGGCAUUUGCUGAUACCUACCAAACACCCACUGUGUGCACAGGCACAAUGACAAAACUACAUGCAAGUAGCAGCGAGUGACGCGGACCACACACCUAUGGUGAGCAGACCAUCCUGGUGAGAUUGCACAAGGACAGUGGGAACUGACACUUACUGAUGACAUGCUGUGUGCAGAAGCUUUGAAAACCACAGCAAAGUGGCAGAAGCUAGUGCAGUCAUCAAGCUAGGUGGAGAUCUAUGAACGACUGGACAGAGGCCACACAUGGUUAUCUGGAACCCCCCAACCCCACUCGUGUCCCCUCCUCUGUCCCUUAUCCGUACAGGAAUGUCCAGAGGCUGCAGGAUAAGGCACUCAGACACAAUAGAAAUGCAAGGACCAGUCCAUCAUUGUGGAGUCCACCGCCUCACCGGAAGAGUUAAUGCCAACACAGUGGCCUUCCCCAUCCAGUUCCUGCUGUCUCCUGAGAUACUCUCUAGGAUGUUCUCUAGAGAACAGUUUUUCUUGCAACCAAGCCAGCCUAAUAUGGUUGUCUGCCAUAGUGUAAUUUCAAAGGGAAAGAAGCCAAAAAUGUCUUUCCCUCUGAUCCUUGGAAUCUUGUCAUUCUGUUGGCUGAAGAAGGGCAAUCCUGAGAACACAUCCAGUUCCUGAAACUUCAGAGCAAAUGAUUUCAAGGGCUCUGAGGGCUGAGGGAGAGACUAGAGAGAGGGUUGGAGGUUGCCACUGGUGAUGAACAUAUUCUGUGUGGUCACUUUGCUAAGACCAGGACCAUGUCCUAGAAUACACUUUCUUACAGAAGGAGCCCUUCUUGGAAUCCUAAGACCUGGGUUCAAGUCCUUACUCUAGGGCUCAUGUGACCUAGAUGUUUCUUUUCUGUGUCUCAGUAUGGCUUUAAUGAAUGGGAACAAUGAAGACAUCUCCUCUGCCUGAUGCUUACAGUACCAUAGGGAGAGCCCUUUGCGGUCAUAGUGUAUGAAUAUAAUUUUCAACUGUACAUGUGGUAGUAAUGAAUAGAUGAUGUUGAACCAUUUGGAGGGAGUUUGUUUAGAAACCCCACUUCCUGUGUUUUUUUAUGGAGAAACACCUCCAGUUUCUUCAUCCUUGUUCUUUGGACCAGGGACCCCUGAACUCUGCACAGUGGCCCAUCUACCCAGGAACAAAACUGGCAUCCCUGUCCCGGAAUAUCAUGAAGAAAGUGGAGCCCCAGACCCAGCAUAUCUGGGUGUUACAAAUGUGGACAGCCUUCCCAUUGUGUUGUCAUCAUGCCACCCCAGGCCUGCAUGAAGGUCAUGUCUGAGUCCAUUUGUAUUACUGCGCAUCCAAGGUGGUUGCGGGUGUGUAUUCUUUCUGACUCGUUUUGAAGCAGACCUGGUUUGAGCUUGGCCCUUCCACAUUUGGUCAACUCCUAAUUUUUUGUAAGAAAGGAAUUAUUUAGUUGUCUUGCUUGUUUUUUAAAAUUAUUUGUUGGUUCAUUUCUCCACCAGUGAAGUUUCAACCAACUAUUUUCUGUCAUCCGCCAGUGGACUCACCUUCAACCUUGGUGAAUUCAGUGCAAGCUCACUUUAGGAUCAGCCUACAAAGAGUGGCUUAUAAAUCCUGAUUGUACAAAAUUUUCACGAUGCAUUCUAACGCCAAGCAAGAGAGCAUUUUAGGUAGUACAUUUUCAAAAAUAUAAUACUUGUGUUUUUAUUUAUUACCCUUACAGAAGUCAUUUUUUCCUUUUUGUACUAAAU
Chinchilla lanigera (long-tailed chinchilla) is the source of this 3658-nucleotide messenger RNA. It is a transcript of the gene Prokr2, whose product is annotated as prokineticin receptor 2. Bases 600 to 1754 code for a protein of 384 amino acids. The record is from RefSeq and is a predicted model, not a curated record. Lineage: Eukaryota; Metazoa; Chordata; Mammalia; Rodentia; Chinchillidae. Gene Ontology annotation, molecular function: neuropeptide Y receptor activity. Gene Ontology annotation, cellular component: membrane. The transcript has 4 exons. Gene Ontology annotation, biological process: neuropeptide signaling pathway.